CUGAAAUCAUUUCAGUUGCUAAACAAUCGCGGAACGCAUCGAAUCGGAAGUGAAUUCAGAUAUCUCAGCUAAGCUAUGCAUAAUACACAUAUAUUGCUUUUGUUACUGGGCCUAACAAUUGGUGGGAUCUGGGUGAAAGCUGAGAACGCGAAACCCAUUACAGAACAGUGUCUGGUUUGUAUGUGUGAGGCCUUGAGUGGCUGCAACGCCACGGCCGUGUGUGUGAAUGGGGCAUGUGGCAUCUUCAGGCUCACCUGGGAUCAGUGGGUGGAUUCAGGAAGAUUGACCAUACCAGGCGACUCACCUUUAACAGAUAGUUCUUUUACCAACUGUGCGAAUGAUCCUUACUGUGCAGCUGAUACUUUGCAGAGUUAUAUGGUGAAAUACGGGCAGGAUUGUAACGAUGAUGAGACGGAGGACUGCUACGAUUAUGGAGCCAUCCAUUAUAUGGGUCCUUUUAACUGCAAAGCCGAAAUGCCCUUUACCUACGAGGAUACCUUUAAACGCUGCUUGAGUAGCGCUAUCCGGGCUGCGAAGCGUCAGAAAUCCGGCUAAUCUUCGAUUGCAUUCUAACUAGUGUUUAGUAACUAACUUAUGAGGAAGAGCCCGCGUAAUUUAUGUGCGAAGAUUGCAUAGCUAAUGUAGGCGUUAAUUUUGAUUAAUAAACAAGCGGCUGGCAGCCAACUGAAA
This is a messenger RNA of Drosophila takahashii, 690 nucleotides long. RefSeq names its product lysozyme. Gene Ontology annotation, molecular function: lysozyme activity. NCBI's taxonomy places the organism in Eukaryota, Metazoa, Arthropoda, Insecta, Diptera, Drosophilidae. The record is from RefSeq and is a predicted model, not a curated record.